AUGUUUAGAAUCAAACAGGCUCUGCAGUUUCAUAUGCGUCUGUGCAUCCUAAAAGGAGUUUACCCAGUUGAGCCCAAAAACAAAAAGAAAGCCGGCAGAGGGAACUCUGAACCUCGGAUUUACUUUCAUGCCAAAGACAUCGCAUUCCUGGCAAGGGAACCACUAAUUGAAACGUUCCGUGCCUUGCGCAUUCACCAGCGUCGUCUAAAACGUGCGCGUGAAAAGCUUGACCGCGACAAGGAAUUUCGACUCCGCAUGAAAAAACCAACUUAUACUUUGCACCAGCUUGUCAAAGAAAGAUAUCCUACGCGACGUGAUGCUCUUCGGGAUUUGAGCGAUAGUCUCAACCUUCUUUUCCUGUUUUCCCGCCUACCCCGUUUGCCACAGUUUCAUCCUGCCCUUAUUUCUCUUUGUCGGAGAUUUUGCGUGGAGUUCCUUCAUUAUGUGAUCGCUACGCGUGCAGUUCGAAAGGCUUUCAUUAGCAUAAAAGGAUUCUAUAUCGAAGCUGUGAUUGAUGAAGUUUCCGUGGUUUGGGUAAUCCCACAUCAGUCGGCCACUCAUACUCCCACUGAUGUGGAUUACAGAUUGCUUGCAACGUGUGUGGAGUUCGAUGCCACGCUCCUAGGUUCUCUAUUAUGCAAUCUUUAUAAACAUUCUGGUCUUCUUUACCCACCGAAGCUUAUGACAUCAGCUAUUUCAGAUCCGGAGUCCGCAUUCUGUGCUCCAUCAGACGCGCAGUUUGAGUUUCUUUCAUCUCUUUCCUUCCCUCUGAAAAGACUGGAGGAGAGUAAACAGGAACCCGCGUCUCUAGAUGAUCUUGUUGAACUACAGACCAUCGACGAUUCAGUUACCGCUGCUGUAAACAAACAAGCCCAAACUGAACGAAUCAAACAUCUUUUUGAAAACAAACGCUUCUUCUUAAACCGUGAGGUCCCAAAAGAAGUUCUCACUUUGCUGAUUCGGUCCUGCGGUGGUGAGUGCUCGUGGGACGUAUCGUCCGGUCCCGGGUCAACGUUCCUUGAAGAUGAUGUCCGGAUUAAUUACCAGGUCGUUGAUCGAUCAAUGAAGGAAAUGAGCGCCAACCGUUUAGCUGAGAUCCGAGGUGCAGCAGUUGUUGCUAGUCAAAAUGAAUCUGGCGGCAACGCGGAAGGACAGGAGGAAGAGGAGGAGGCGCAGAAGGUGACUGAGAUGGAUGUGGAUGAAAACGCAUCGGCUAAAAAGACAAAGAAACGAAAGAGAAUGAGUGCACAGAAGGCCUUGGCCGAAGGUAAGAAGGCGGUUAUCACCCCUGGCCGAACUGAGAGUGCCCUUUCUCUCAAAAUGGCCGCGAAGGCAGAGGAGAAUGCCCAGCGCAAACUUCGAGAACUCAUGCUACCCAAGAGGCACAAGAACUUGUACAGAAAAAUGGUCCAUGCACAGAAGACGGCUAACAAAGACGUCAACCAGCUGGCGGAGAGGAGAAAGGCAAUCGACACGUAG
Dibothriocephalus latus is the source of this 1479-nucleotide messenger RNA. NCBI's taxonomy places the organism in Eukaryota, Metazoa, Platyhelminthes, Cestoda, Diphyllobothriidea, Diphyllobothriidae. The record is from the annotation of a GenBank genome assembly.